Messenger RNA from Octopus sinensis (East Asian common octopus), 766 nucleotides. RefSeq lists its product as uncharacterized. The transcript has 4 exons. The record is from RefSeq and is a predicted model, not a curated record. Bases 1 to 582 code for a protein of 193 amino acids. NCBI's taxonomy places the organism in Eukaryota, Metazoa, Mollusca, Cephalopoda, Octopoda, Octopodidae. Gene Ontology annotation, molecular function: protein binding.
AUGAUUGCUGCGUCAUUUGGAAAUACAGACUCAGUCCAAAUUCUUCUGAAGCAUGGUUCAAGGAUUGCCAGUAUUGACAAGAACGACAGAAAUUCUAUUUUUCUUGCAGCUCAGGAGAACCAAUCUGUCACUCUCACGAAAGAGCUCCUGGGACAUCCCCUGGCUAUGGAAUUGAUCCAUUCAAAGUGGGUUAACUAUGGACAGUAUUUCUUUUAUAUAAACAUGCUAUUCUCUCUGAUAUUCACAGUGGCACUCACCACUUAUUUGUAUCUGUCAAAUUCACCAAAGUUUGUAUUUAUUGACAAAUUAAUUCAGUCUUCAAAAUUCAAGUAUUCCAGGAUGUCAUUUCACGAACUGCAACAGAGAAACUGGAAUUCGAACUGUAACUGUAUGAUCUCACUCCUAGAGCUGGCAAUGGCAACUGGCAGUGGUUUCGGUUUUUCUUGGAUGCAUGAAUACGAUUUUAAUUAUGCAGAAAUUUGCCUUAUUCGGGAUUUAUGUGGUCAUGUCGGUUUGGCAGUCGACGAUAUCAAGGGAGUUCAGGAAGAGGCGGUGCUACAAAAAAUUGCAAAACAGGCAUGACUUGUGUUUUAAUUAUCAGGUCGAACUUUUGAUGGAAGCUGAACGAUUUCUGGGAAAAAAUAUUAUUAGAAAAUUCGCAGAUAAUAAAAGAACUUUUUAUCCAAAUCAGCGAAAAAAAUAUAUGGGAUUGUUUUACUACUUUGACGAACCAGUCAAAUACAACUCAGAAGAAUCGUCGAAAGAG